UGGAGCUGCGGGAGGGAGAAGCUGAGAAAGGUGUCAAGCCCACGUCAGAUCCUGGGGACGGGCAAAGGGAGGGGCCUGGGAUUUAUUCUCUGAUGAGGGAGGAGGAGGAAGUGCAGAUGGAGGAAGGAGGGAUCCUGAGCCAGGACCGUAAUCUGCACUUCCCGAGGCCCCUAGGGGAGCGGAAGGAAACUCUGGUCCCAGUAGUAAUUAGGUUCCCUCCCGGCGCCAUUCCAGAACAUCUGGUAUCUGCAUCAGGUCUUCCUAAGGUGCCGAGAGUGGGCACAGCUUGGUUCACGUCUUCCUGGCCUGUCCAGUAUGUCCUCUGUUCACACCCGGACCUCCCCGAGGGCCUUCACUAUGCCCUUUACAGAAGCUCAGGUGGGAUGGGCUUGCUCCUCCCGCAGGAAAAAGGGGAGUAUCCAGGUUUGUAAGGGGUCUGAAGGGUACGUGUUGAGGCUCCCUCCUCCAGCAGGCGACCCGACAGAGGCCUGCAGCCUAGCGGCUACCACCCGUGAUCUCCUGGCUCUGCCACUCAGGCAGCGGGCGCCCUUUCAGCACCUCGGCGCGCGGACAGCUCCCGGCCCCGCCUGCGCGGGCGGGCCUUGAAGCCAGGGAUUGGCUGAAGCCGGUUUCGCGAACCCGCGUCUCGCUCAAUGCUGGCUCUGGCGUAGCAAAGCCGGGGGAAAGGGGAGUCACAGGCCGACCUCUCCAGGGACCCGCAGGCCCACGGUCGGACUCGCAGUACAAGAGCACCGGCCGCACGCGCGGGUCAGGGCUCUCGCCCCGCCCCCGAGUCUGCCCCGCCUUUCUUUUCGCAUUGCGGGGCAGCAAGAGGUUGGCACUGUGUCCCUGUACCCCACGUGGCGCUUGGUCAGGGCUGGGGGAGGGGUCUGGAGAGGCAAAUCCAGAGAGAAGUCUCCCCCCUAACCCCCUUGCAGGGCUGGGCUACGGCUGCCUCUGGGAGGGGUCCUGGGUAGCUAAGCAGAGAGGGUUGCGGGAAGGAGUGACGUCAGGGUGAGUGGGCGCCCAAGAAGGGGUGUGUAGGAGGUCGGGAAUCGGAGAGGACGGACCGGACCCGGUCGAGGGAGAAGACAGGUCAAGAAGAGAGGAAAGAGAAAGAGCCGCUAUAGAGUUGGGUUGCGGGGCAGUUGGAGUAGGGACCCCUGUUGUCAGGGGAAGCUAGAAGAAAAAGGAGGGGUAGAUAAGGAAAGGGGGGCUGGAGUGGAGGGAGGAGAAACGAGCCGAGACUGGGAGACUGAGGGUGGAGUGAGAGGAAAGGAAGAGGAGACUGCGGGAAGGAGAAAGGAGAGGAGGGCCACAGAAGGAAGAGAGGGCAGUAGAGCGAUCUUAGAGUAGAGACAAAUAGAAAAGGAAGGGGAGAGAUAGAGGGAAGUGAGGGAAAGGUCUGUUGUGGGGCCUGUAGAAGGAGUGAACAGGAGUGGGGAUGUGGAAGGGAGGGAAUCAGGAAGCAGUCAUCGAGGGGUCAGGUGGAGAACUGAGUGGACCAGGGAGCUGGGGUCUGCAAGAUGCAGCUUGCCUCUUAGCCAGGGCCUCUUUGCCUAUCGUGUUUCCAUGGCCACUGCCCCUCGGCUCCUCAGCUCUUACUGUGCUCCUCGGAGCCCUCACUUCUCUGUUCCUUUGGUACUGCUACCGUCUGGGCUCCCAAGACGUGCAGGCCCUGGGGGUUGGGAGUCGAGCUGGGGGUGUUAGUGGCAUGCCUGAUGUAUGUUCACAGACUGGCCCACGGGGCCCUGGGGAUCCUGGGGAAGGACCCAGGGCAGAAGGGCUAGUGAGCAGGCGGCUUCGGGCCUAUGCCAGGCGUUACUCCUGGGCUGGGAUGGGCAGAGUGAGGCGGGCAGCUCAGGGAGGCUCUGGCCUCCCAGGAGGGACAGGAGUCAUGGGCAUUCAGCGCCCUGGCUUACUUUUCCUACCAGACUUGCCUUCGUCCCCCUUUGUGCCACGUGAUGCCCAGAGGCAUGAUGUGGAGCUCCUACAGAGCAGCUUCCCCGCCAUUUUGCGAGACUUCGCAGCUGUGAGCUGGGACUUCGCAGGAACUACCCCUCUGCCUCGGGGCUGGUCCCCACCCCUGGCCCCUGGAUGCUACCAGCUCCUGCUGUACCAAGCAGGCCGGUGCCAACCCAGCAACUGCCGGCGGUGCCCAGGAGCCUAUCGGGCGCUGAGGGGGCUGCGGAGCUUCAUGAGUGCCAAUACCUUCGGCAAUGCUGGCUUUUCUGUUCUAUUGCCUGGAGCCCGGCUCGAGGGCCGCUGUGGACCCACCAAUGCUCGGGUUAGAUGCCAUCUGGGCCUGAAGAUCCCUCCUAGUUGUGAGCUGGUUGUUGGUGGUGAGCCCCAGUGCUGGGCUGAAGGGCACUGCCUCCUGGUGGACGACUCCUUCCUGCACACAGUGGCUCAUAAUGGAUCCCCUGAAGAUGGGCCUCGAGUGGUCUUCAUUGUGGACCUCUGGCACCCUAACGUGGCUGGGGCGGAACGCCAAGCUCUUGACUUUGUCUUCGCACCAGACCCUUGAAAGAAGCUGUUCCCUUCCAGCACCAGAGCUGGAGUGAUGCUGCACUCAAGGACAGCUUGAGUUGUGGUCAGGACCUCUUUUCCACCGUGAGAGGCAGGAAGGUGUGACUUACUCAGACAGCAUUGAAUACAAAUUGUGAAUCCUCUCCUAA
Mastomys coucha (southern multimammate mouse) is the source of this 2678-nucleotide messenger RNA. It is a transcript of the gene Asphd1, whose product is annotated as aspartate beta-hydroxylase domain containing 1. Lineage: Eukaryota; Metazoa; Chordata; Mammalia; Rodentia; Muridae. The transcript has 3 exons. The record is from RefSeq and is a predicted model, not a curated record. The coding region runs from base 1445 to 2527 and encodes 360 amino acids.